CGGUUUGAGGCAAUGGCGGGCGUGGCAACGUGGUCGAGGUCGCUCGAGGUAGAGUUCAUCGCGGCCAUCCGCGUCGUUGCGCGCGACCCGCGGUUGAUUGCGACGAGCGGCAAGAACUUGCGCGCCACCGGCUGGAGGACCGUGCUCGCGACGCUCGGCCCACACGCGCCAACGCUGCGGGACAUUGACCAACUGCGCUCCAAGUGGAAGCGCAUCAAGUCCGACUACACCGACUACGGCUACCUCUUGAGCCUCGAGCAAUUUGAGUCGGGCCUCACCGAUCGUCGGUGGGCGGACCUAGACGCCGAGCACAAUGGCAAGCAGCGCCUCUCGCGCUUUCGGUACGAGCCAUUUGCGCACUACGAUGAGAUGGUCAUGGCGCUGAGCGAAAUGCGCACAUUCAAGGGCGGCCUUCGCACCGCCAGAUCGGCCAACGCGACGACCGGCGACGACGACAGCCGCGAUGACGACAGCCAGGACGACGAGGAAAGCGACGUGGGCGCCGACGAUCAAGAAAUCCAGUCCGAGGAGGCGCCGGGUAAUGAUGCCGAGACGCUUGCUGCAGCGCCGCCAAAGACCCCAUCGCCAGUGAGGAAGCGCAAGCGGACUGAAGAUGACGAUACGAAGCGGCUGUUGAAAGACGCGGUGAAUGCGCUACAGGGCAUUGAAAGGUCGCUCGAGAGACUUGCGACAGCGUACAUGCAGAGGAAUUCACUGCCAAGAGCCACCGCGGGCGAGGAUGUCCACGUAUAGUAGCAGCUACUGGGUACUAGUCGGUACUAGAAUUCGAUAUGGCAACAAGCGUAUGGACCUGGUCUAUUGUUCGAGUG
Messenger RNA from Saprolegnia diclina VS20, 830 nucleotides. RefSeq lists its product as hypothetical. NCBI's taxonomy places the organism in Eukaryota, Oomycota, Saprolegniomycetes, Saprolegniales, Saprolegniaceae. The record is from RefSeq and is a predicted model, not a curated record. The coding region runs from base 13 to 753 and encodes 246 amino acids. The transcript has 2 exons.